AUGUUGGGGGAGGCUGUGAGGAAUGGCCGCAUUGCUCCACUGCUGGUAGGGGGAGAUCUUAUUGAACUGUCACACCUACAAUUUGCAGAUGACACUAUUUUAUUCUGCCCGCCGGAGACUGAAACAAUUGUAAACUAUAAGAGACUGUUACGGUGCUUUGAGUUGAUGUCUGGGCUGAGCAUUAACUUUGAUAAAUCGAAUCUGAUAUCGGUGAACUGUGAGCAAGGAUGGAUUGAUCAGGCAUGUGGACUGCUGGGAUGCCAACAAGCUUCUCUACCGGUUAGAUACUUGGGAGUUUCUCUAGGUGCGAAUCCGCGCUUGGUGAAGACUUGGAAACCAAUCAUUGAUAAGGUGGAACAGAAGCUGAGUUUGUGGAAAGCCAAGGUUUUGAAUAAAUCAGGUAAGCUGGUCCUUAUCAAAUCGGUGCUGAAUAGUCUCCCCAUCUACUACCUUAGUCUAUACAAGAUGCCGAAGGCGGUAGCGGACAAGCUGAUUGCUUUACAACGGAACUUUAUGUGGUGCAGGGAGAACGGAAACUAUGGUAUACCUAUGGUAAAGUGGGAGAUAGUUCAGGCUCCAAAAAAGGUUGGGGGAUUGGGGGUUGGUGAUGCAGUGCUGAGAAACACAACGCUUCUGUUUAAGUGGUGGUGGAGUUUUCAAAGGAGGAUUGCCCGCUGUGGAAGAAGAUUGUGUGUUCGUGUAAUAAGUUGA
Molecule: messenger RNA, 711 nt
Organism: Arachis ipaensis
Lineage: Eukaryota; Viridiplantae; Streptophyta; Magnoliopsida; Fabales; Fabaceae
Source: RefSeq, a predicted model, not a curated record